Molecule: messenger RNA, 2762 nt
Organism: Thamnophis elegans (Western terrestrial garter snake)
Lineage: Eukaryota; Metazoa; Chordata; Lepidosauria; Squamata; Natricidae
Product: mitochondrial ubiquitin ligase activator of nfkb 1-A-like
Exons: 5
Coding region: 104-1138 (344 amino acids)
Biological process (GO): protein ubiquitination; organelle organization
Molecular function (GO): ubiquitin-protein transferase activity
Source: RefSeq, a predicted model, not a curated record
UCCGCUACGGCUGAUUGUGAAAGUGAAAGAGGGAACCAAGCUUCCGGUCGUGGAUGGGCGUUAAUCACCUUUUUGCCCUUGUAAAUAGCCUGCCUGAGCUUCGAUGGAUACUUUUCCUUUUACAAUAGGAGAAGCGAUCUGUUUGGGUUCAAGCCUGGCUUUCUCUGGCCUCUUUUAUUACCUGCACAGGAAGAAGGCCAAGGUGGUGUCCAAAAUCCAGGGGGCUCCGAAGCUCCACGUUGAUUCAAGCCUUCCCAGCAUUCUGUCUGCCGCAGGUAGCAACUGCCUCCCCUACGUUGUCAUCGAAGGAGUGGUCCAACCGGUCGAAGCUGCCCUCACCAGCCCAUACCACAAGGAGCUACAGGGGGUGAUUGAGAGACUGAUCCUGAAGGAGCAUCGGUUGGUCUGGAACAGCCUGGCCCGAAGCUGGACCGACAGUGAACGGGUGGUGCUGGAGCAGCUGCACACAGUCCCCUUUGUCCUCACCUCCACCGACAAAGCGGCAGGAGGGGUAAGUGUGGAAUUGCCCCUCCAGGCGAUUGACCUGCCCCUGGAGACGGUCUACGAACGCUUCCAGCAGACCUCCCAUGGCUUCAAAGACCUCCUCAGCCACUACCUCAGCGGGGAGAAGCCCAAGGGCUUCCUGGAGACGGAAGAGAUGCUCUUGGUGGGCAGCAGCCUGACCGGCAUCGGCGAGCUGGCCCAGCGCCCGGAUGGUACCCUCUGCCUGCAGCCCCCUUCGAACGGUGCCGGCUAUUUCCUGUGCCUGGAGGAUUGGCAGACCUUGCUAUCCGGUCUGCAGUCGGCCAGCAGCUUCUGGAAAUGGACAGCCUUGGUGUGCGGCUUGGUGGCUGCGGUGGUUAUCCUAAGGUCCCUUCGUCGAGCCUACCGGAUCCGCCAGCUGAAUCGGGAGCGGGAGGAGCAACGGCAGGAAUUUGAAGAGUACCUGAGGAAUCACCAGGACGAAGAGCUGCCCGCCAACGCCUGCGUGGUGUGCUUGAGCAACCCGCGCGAGUGUGUCCUGCUUCCCUGUGGCCACAUCUGCUUGUGCUUCCAUUGUUUCCAGGCCUUGCCCAACUCUUCCUGUCCCAUCUGCCGGGCUGACAUAGACCGUGCGGUUCCCCUCUAUCAGGCCUAGGGAGGGGGUGGCCUCCUACCCAGUCAGCUGCCCCUUGCGGCAAGCAAUUAGGACCCUGCUGUUCACAAUGGUUAUAUACUGGAGCAGUGUCUCAACUUUGGCAACUUUUAAAACAAGUGGACUUCAACUCCCAGAGUUCCCCAGUCACCCAUGCUGGCGGGGAGGGGGGGGAUUCUGGGAGUUGAAGUCCACCCAUCUUAAAGUCGCCACGGUUUUUGAGACGUCCUAUUAGAAACAAGCAUCCCAAUUGUGGGUUGAGGGACAUCCAAUCGCCUGAGGCACGUUGUCUCAAAGGAUGUCCGUGGUCUCAAGAGGAUCCCCCUCUGGGCAAAUUCUUGCUCUAGGGAGGCAUGUCCAGAGUAGAUGUCUCAGCAAAAGCUGCUUUGAUCACCCUUCCAGCUUUGGAAGAGAGAUUAAAGAGUCCUUUUGGUUGCUCUCCUGUAGCUUUGAGACUCCAACCCCAGAAUUCCGGGGGAGUUUUGGGACUUGUAAUCCAAACCCAUCUACAGAGCGCAGGGUUGGCUGAAUUUAUCUCUUGCACUGGGAGUCACCGAACUCCCAAACCUGCCUUGCUGGUUUGCAAACUUAAAGCAAUAAUUACUGUGAGAGGAAAAGCAUCUUACCUAAAUGAUAGGAGCUGGGGAUUUUUUUAAAAAUUUAGAAUUCUAUUAUUUGUUGUCCGUCAACCUCAUUUGGCAGUCUUUGCUUCAGGAUUCGAACUGUGGAAUGCUGGGGUUACAGGACAUAGAUAACCAAGCCAGUUUGGGGGUUUCCAUUGAAAAUAUUGACCGCAUUUAACUUCAUCCGCAAUAUCUUUUUAGCCGUUGUCAAUGUCCUGGAACAUUUCAAAUCACCUGCUUCCGAAUAGCCUCGAAGCUUCGGUUUUCUUGCCGAUACGAAGUUUAAACUUCAUUAUCGGCUGUGUAGAGUUACUUACCUUAACUUCUCAACCUUAGCAACUUUUAAGAGGUGUGGGCUUCAACUCCCAGAAUUCUGGGAGUUGAAGUCCACACCUCUUAAAGUUGCCAUCUUAAGUCCACACAGCUUAAAACGCCCGAGUAGGGAACGAAAGAUUUAAUUGACAUGCAAGCGGGCCUUUGCAGGAGCCGAGAUGGGGCUGAAUCAAGAAAACCUCUUGGUGCAGACAUUUCUAGGCUGAUACCAGUGAAUACAGACUGGAGGACUAAGCCCUCAAUUUUGCUGGAACCGUUCCUUUCAAGUCGGACAUCUACCGAAUGGCAGAUGGUGUUUUAAUCCUACAAGAUUAUGAUUGAUGUUAAUGACUGCUUCUGCAUUCAUUUUGGAAUUGCUGAGAUCUUGCCUCUUGACAUAACAAGGCUGGGAGGUGGAAGGCCCAUCCCCGAGGGGGUUGCCGCCAAAAAACAACCUACCGUAUUUGGCUGAUGGCUUCCUUGCCAAGUGGGCUGCUUGCCAACCCUAUUUUUCUUAUCAUCAAGCUCAGGACGAGCGGCAGAAGCUGGCGCUCGUCCGCGGCAUGCCCAGUCCAACGAAUCGUUUUGCUUUGCACUGUUUUCUAUGAUGAGCCGAGGUUUGGAUGAUGUUCCUCAGUUCUGCGCGCCGGGAAUAUGAAAUCAAGAAUUAUUAAAUGGACAAAUCCAUCAAG